CCCAGUUGUCAAACAAGCUUACCUAACCUCACUUUUAUUCAAUUUUGUUACAUACACUUAAAAAUUAGUUGAAAAGUGUGUUACUUUAUCAAAACAGAAUGUCUGAGGCCGCCCCCACACUCGACAAGUCGAAACGCAAACGCAAAAAGUCGUUUUUAAAGAACGCCCGCAAGUACGCCAAAAAGGGGUGCUACGGCCGUGGAAGUCAGCUGGACGCGGAUACUUACCAAUACUUUGUACGUAUAAUGGAGGCUUACAGAGAGGGGUUCGAUUCCGAAGACGACAAAUCAAUUUUUGUCAACAAUGUUUUUGAGCAGACGAUAGACCAAGAAAUUAACUGUUGCUGUAAUCAGGUUGGAUGUCGCGUUGUGGAGACGUUGCUACCUUUUGCAAAUGAUAUGGUGGUGAAGCGGUACAUGGACGUGUUUAGUAAUGAAUUGAGGCCUUUAUGUUCCGACAGAUUUGCUUCACAUGUAUUGGAGGCUUUAGUACGACAAGCAGCGACUUGCUCACUUCGAGAAAACCUUGAUACGGAAUUCCGGAAAAAAUGUACAGAAUUUGUUAUAAGAGUUAGUAGAUUUUUGUUAAAUAAUUUGGAAGAUUACUUGUGGGAUACAUAUGGAAGUCAUGUUGUUAGAACAUGUUUAGAGAGCUUAGCUCAGAUUCCUAAAGAGGAUAAAACUAAGCCCAAAAUCAACGAACAAGAAACCACUGAAAUCCCCCUACCUGAUGAAUACACGGAAAUUAUUAAAGACUGCACAGACCGAAUAAUGCAUUGGCCCCAAUUUCCAGAACUGUGUAACACUGAAACCAGCUCAGGCUUUCUACAAGUGUUACUAAAAUCAGUGAAAAAAACUGACUCAAAAUUGUUAAAAACACUCUUAGGAAAACUAAUUUCAACGAAUUUUGCGCCCGAAAGUGAGCCCCCGGCUUCUAGUGACGUACUUCCAAAUAUUUUUCUGUCAAAACCCGCCAUGAUGGUUCUAGAAACGGCCCUAGAUGUCGCUAAAAAGAAAAAGUUCACGCAAAUCUACGCCAAAUGUUUUUCAAGUAGGCUUGUCAAGUUGGCCACCACAAGAAGUACCAACUUCAGCGUGCAAAAAUUAAUUCUCAAUUGUAAAGAAAAAUCAGAGUUUGAGGCCAUUUUUGACGAGUUGGGGGAUAAUUUCAGUGACAUUAUUAAAGUUGGCCACACUGGAAUAAUCUGGGCUUUGGCUCAAAGCUGCAAACGAUUGGCCACCAAGCAGGGUAUUUUUAUGCAAAAUUUGAUGAAAAGUCUGGACUGCAGUGCGGACGAAAGACAGAGCCAAUUUAUUUUAUGUUUGUGUCGGUUUAGGGAUUUUCAGUCUUCACAAAAUGACACUAAAGCCGACCUACAAAAGGAAAAACUGAAUUUGCAGGGGACUUUAACUUUACAAGUACUUUUAGACUUUAACAAACCCAUUAAAAUCGUUAAUGGUUUGCUUGAUAUGGAGCAAAGCGAGUUGUUGGGGUUGUUUUCCAAUACCAUGGGCAGCCAUAUUGUUGAUUCGUACGUCAAGAGCGUGUUCGUUGGGGAAAAAAGUAGAGAGAGAUUAGUGAGGAAAAUGAAGGGUGCGUAUCAGGAGCUAGCUUCAAGUAAGUACGGAUCAAGGUCAUUCGAGGCCCUCUGGAACGCGGCAAACAUCAAAAACAAGCUAUUCAUCCUGGAGGAAUUGGCACACAAAGAUGGCGCCUGGUCGAAUUCCGAGCACGGCAAAAUCAUAGCCAACAAAGUAAAUCUGGUUUUGUUCAAACGCAACAAAGAAGAAUGGAAAAACAGCCUAAACUCCACCAACAAAGCGAAGGAGUUGUUUGCAGAUAUUUUAAAAUAAGUCUACAAUAAGUGAAUUUGUAUAUUGGGAAAGUACAUCGGUUUUAAAAUAUAAAUAAAAUAAAUAAUAAACACUAAAUAACAUGGAAA
This is a messenger RNA of Zophobas morio, 1942 nucleotides long. RefSeq names its product nucleolar protein 9. The transcript is spliced from 4 exons. NCBI's taxonomy places the organism in Eukaryota, Metazoa, Arthropoda, Insecta, Coleoptera, Tenebrionidae. Bases 99 to 1853 code for a protein of 584 amino acids. Gene Ontology annotation, cellular component: 90S preribosome; nucleolus; preribosome, small subunit precursor. Gene Ontology annotation, biological process: endonucleolytic cleavage to generate mature 5'-end of SSU-rRNA from (SSU-rRNA, 5.8S rRNA, LSU-rRNA); endonucleolytic cleavage in ITS1 to separate SSU-rRNA from 5.8S rRNA and LSU-rRNA from tricistronic rRNA transcript (SSU-rRNA, 5.8S rRNA, LSU-rRNA); ribosomal small subunit export from nucleus. Gene Ontology annotation, molecular function: RNA binding. The record is from RefSeq and is a predicted model, not a curated record.